Messenger RNA from Erythranthe guttata (spotted monkey flower), 1334 nucleotides. The record is from RefSeq and is a predicted model, not a curated record. NCBI's taxonomy places the organism in Eukaryota, Viridiplantae, Streptophyta, Magnoliopsida, Lamiales, Phrymaceae.
AUGCACAGUGUCAGCUGCUUCUUAAAAGAACAUGAAGGAGUGGCUAACGGGCCACUGUCGGCGGCGGUACCGCUGUGGAAUGGGCUGCGAUCCGAUCAGCCGCCGCAGCUGGCUUACGAUCAGUCAAAGCUCGCUAACGGUCAUUUGUUUGCCGCUAGAGAACGUUCCGAAAAUCGGCUGGGGAAUGGAAUUAUCAGUACUCAUUUCACUCUUUUCUCCGGUGACUGCAAAAGUAAUGAAAAUGGAGAUAAAGCUCCAUUAAUGCAGACAGUCUCCUCGGUCGUCGAAGCUCCUACAAUGGAUUUUCGUGGGCACUUCGAGCUUGGAUUCGGCCAACAAAUGAUUUGUGGGAAAUAUCCAUAUGCGGAGCAGUGCUAUGGAGUGUACUCAACUUACGGAAGUACUCAAAUUGCGGGGCGUAUGAUGUUGCCGUUCAGCAUGGCUAGUGAUGGAGGGCCGAUAUUCGUAAACCCAAAGCAGUACAGUGGGAUCAUUAGGCGCAGAAAGAAGCGCGCUAAGGCUGAACUGCAGAAUCGACUACUCAAACUCCGCAAGCCAUAUCUGCACCAUUCGCGCCACCUCCAUGCAAUGAGGCGUCCAAGGGGAAACGGUGGCCGCUUCCUCAACACAAAAAACUCCGGCGACACCACAAAAAAAUCCGCCGGAGAAAAACAGCUCCGGCAGCAGAACUUUGGCGGUUCCAACGAGAGCAGCAGCAGAUCCACCAGCCCAGGCUCAGAGGUCACCACCAGCAACGAUCACGGUGGCUACCUUUUUUCCACCGCUGUUGCUUCUGCUGCUACUACUACUACUACUAUUAAUACUGAUGUUCAGUAUCCUUUUCAAAUGAAUCACGUCCAUCGAUCAUUUCAUCAAUUUACGGAUCGUGCGGUGAAUACAGCGCCACUUGGCAUUGCGAUGGCCGGUUCAGGUGGUAAUUACCUGAAAGUUUGAUGAUCUGAUGAGAGGAGAAAUAUGGGUGAGAAAAUGAUAAUAAUUAUUAUCAAUUCUCAUUCAGUGAUUUGUUCGCUUGGGCAACUCAUUCUUGGCUAUCUCCCACAUCGGAGUAAAAUGAAUCUAUCUUCGAAUAACAACGAAUAUUCCAGUAUUAAAUAAUAUGUUUAAUACGUCCCCCUAAUAAUUUAGUGCAGAAAAUGUAUGGAAGUACUGCUUAAGUUGUAGUAAUUUUAUUUGCUGAUGUUUUUUUUUUGUGUGUGUGUGUGUGUGUGUGUGUGUGUUAUCGAUCUUCAUGUAAUAACGAUAUUGUGGGAAUAUUUUUGUACUUUUGUAAUAUGCUCUUUCAGCUCAUACUAUCUCAAUAUUCGCUGGUUCAG